This is a messenger RNA of Helianthus annuus (common sunflower), 912 nucleotides long. RefSeq lists its product as uncharacterized. The record is from RefSeq and is a predicted model, not a curated record. Lineage: Eukaryota; Viridiplantae; Streptophyta; Magnoliopsida; Asterales; Asteraceae. Gene Ontology annotation, molecular function: zinc ion binding. The transcript has 2 exons. Bases 511 to 912 code for a protein of 133 amino acids.
CACCAGCAACAAUCUAUGAGGUUUUGGUAGGGCUGAUUUUAUAUAUAUAUGUGAUGGUAAUAGUGGUGGUGGGAGUUGGUUGGAGAAAGACAGCGAACUCAGAUUUAGAUAGGGAGAUAGAGGUGUUUAUUUUUGUUUAAAUAUAUUAUUAAGGGUUAAUGGAUUUAAACACCCCCAACUAUGGCCAUUUGGCCGAUGGCACUCUCAACUUUCACUUUGUCUCAGAGCACUCCCAACUUAACACAUUGAUUGUCAUGGCACCCCGUCGUUAAAUAUUCCCUAACCAGGUUAGUAUAAUGAGCCUAUGUGGCAAUUUAAUCUGAUGUGGCAUUUCAUACGUGGCAUACAUGCUCAUUCACCUUCUUUAAAACCCCCAAUCCCUAACAAACUCAUUAUCUGUAAACCCUAAUCCUAAAUCAUAACAAAAUCAGACGCACCUUGGAGCAAAUCCAUCAUCAACAUACGAUCAGGUCGAUUUCCGUGAAGAACAAGCCCUAAUCUUGAAUCAAAAUGAGCUCCUCUUCUACGUCUUCAUCCAUAGUAUCCAGAAACCCUAAAUUGUUUAAGGUUGAUUUGGAGGGUAAUGUGUACUGCCAUCAUGAUGUUGUAGCAGUUGUUCGAGUUGUUGGACGGAAAAGUGUGCGGCAAGGUCAACAAUUUUAUGGAUGCUCUCAUUGGCCGAGAUCAGACUGCAAGUUCUUCUUAUGGAAAGAAGAUGUCGACAAAAUUUUCAACCAACAUGCAUCCCAGGGCAGGUUCAGUGCUGAAGACCUGAAAUAUGAAAACAAGCUCUUAGUAGAAGAGAAUAGGUGGUUGAAAGCAAUGAUAUCUGGAACAGAGUCGAAAUGGAACAAGCAACAUGUGUUAACCUUGUUUAUUGCCAUUAGCAUAGUGUUGUAUAUGUUUAGGUAG